Puccinia graminis f. sp. tritici CRL 75-36-700-3 is the source of this 567-nucleotide messenger RNA. RefSeq lists its product as uncharacterized. Lineage: Eukaryota; Fungi; Basidiomycota; Pucciniomycetes; Pucciniales; Pucciniaceae. The transcript has 3 exons. The coding region runs from base 1 to 567 and encodes 188 amino acids. The record is from RefSeq and is a predicted model, not a curated record.
AUGGCCAAUCAGACAUGGACUGGCCCUGAGCCCCCAAUCACACAUCCUGACGGGACAGUGGAGUAUGUGCGGCCGUAUGACCACGCCGUCCGGAGAGAACUGUAUGGCAAUAGACGCUCCCGUCGAUUGAGGAACCGGAGCCCACCCAUUACCCCACCACCCCCAAGCCUCACCCUAACCCGACACAUUCAAACCCCAGCAAACAUCUUUGACACAGAUGAAGAGGCUGACAACGAGGUUAUGACCCACAUUGCGCAAGAGCUGGCACCUGACACGCCCGAGGUCACCCUGCAAGCGGCCAUUGACGCCAUCCCCACCUCACUUGCGGAACAGCUGGGCCUUCUCGACAUAGCUCCUGAGCGGAUUGAGCUUGCGAUCCAACUCAUGAAUGUCCCAGAGGAGCACCAGUGGCCCCUCACGGUCAUCAUGCUUAUGCGAGGCGACCCCAACCCGGAACCUGCCGGUGCCACGGCCGCUCAAUCAAUGCCAGCGCCGCCCGAGCUUGCCUGCCAUCCUCGUGGUCGCAGGAACCACACAUUUGCAUUCCCACUGGCCCUCCAGGUAUGA